This is a messenger RNA of Colossoma macropomum (tambaqui), 2553 nucleotides long. RefSeq names its product protocadherin b (gene pcdh2a1). The record is from RefSeq and is a predicted model, not a curated record. Gene Ontology annotation, molecular function: calcium ion binding. Gene Ontology annotation, biological process: homophilic cell-cell adhesion. The transcript has a single exon. Gene Ontology annotation, cellular component: plasma membrane. Bases 121 to 2553 code for a protein of 810 amino acids. NCBI's taxonomy places the organism in Eukaryota, Metazoa, Chordata, Actinopteri, Characiformes, Serrasalmidae.
UGCUUAUGUUUAGAAACACAGACAUUUUUACAUAAUAAAAUUUGACAUUGAAAGAAGAAGACUUUUUUCCACCAGAAGAGACAAAUGUAAUUUAGUGCUGUGUUUGACACGCUACUGAAGAUGAAACCGAGCUGGGAGCCGAUUUUCUUUGUAUUUUUGGCGACAUGGAGGAUGGCUUUGUCUGUGACACGGUACUCUAUACCAGAGGAGAUGGAGCGCGGAUCUGUUGUCGCAAAUCUAGCGUCGGAUCUAGGACUGGACGUUAGUGAACUUGCACAAAGAGAGGUAAAGCUCGACACUGUUCAUAGCAAGAAAUAUCUAGAAAUAAACAAAAGGACAGGAGAACUUUACAUUGUUGAGAAAAUGGACAGAGAGUCUCUUUGUCACGGUAAAACAUCUUGCUUCGUGAAAUUAGAUGUGAUAAUCAAAAGCCCAUUGCGCAUUUUUAACAUUGAGCUGGAAAUCAUAGAUAUUAAUGAUAAUGCUCCGCAUUUUAGAAUGGAAAGGGUUGAACUAGAUGUCUCCGAGUCCGCAACACCGGGUGAACGAUUCUCUCUACCUAACGCACUAGACCCGGAUGUAGGGGCCAACACUAUCAGCACAUACAAGCUUAGCGAAAGCGAUCAUUUCACAAUAGAUAUUCAUUCUGGCAGCGAUGGCACGAAAUACGUUGACCUGGUCCUUACGAAAGCCUUAGAUCGAGAACAACAUGCUGUCCAUAAUCUGAUGCUCACUGCUGUAGAUGGCGGAGUCCCCGCGCGCUCAGGGUCGGCCAGCAUUAUUGUUCGUGUGUUGGAUACGAACGACAACGCCCCUCAGUUUGACCGUUCAGUGUACACUUUAAAUAUGAGCGAGAAUUCUCCUAUUGGCACUCUGGUCACCAAACUAAACGCAACCGAUGCGGAUGAAGGCUCAAAUGCAGAAAUCACGUAUUCAUUUACGCUUUACACGUCUGAGAAAACCCAAGAAAUGUUCGAUUUGAAUUCCAAAACUGGGGAGAUAUCUGUUAAAGGCACAAUUGAUUUCGAAGACAUGAAAAUAUUUGAGAUGCAUAUAGAGGCAAAAGACAACGGCCCUGUUCCGCUCUCCAGCCAAUGUAGAGUAACACUGCACAUCACGGAUAUGAACGAUAACUAUCCGGAGAUAACCAUAAAAUCACUGAAAAACACUGUGAAAGAAGACAUACCUGUAGGCACAGUGAUAGCCCUGGUUGGUGUAAGUGACAGGGACACGGGAGAUAAUGGUAAAGUUAAUCUUACAAUCAAUAAAAACUUGCCAUUUAUAUUGAAUAAAUCCUCAGAUUAUCACUAUGAACUGUUAGUCUCAGAACCUUUAGAUCGUGAGAUGAUUUCUGAAUAUGAGAUCACUCUAGUAGUGACAGAUGGAGGAACUCCUCCACUAUCUGAUAAUGAAACAAUAAUCGUGCACUUGCUGGAUGUUAAUGAUAAUGCACCCCAGUUUCCACAGACUUUCUAUACUAUAUCUGUUAUGGAGAAUAACUCACCAGGGGCGUUGUUGAGUUCUAUAACUGCUCUAGACCCAGACCUCCAUGAAAAUCAGUAUCUAGUGUAUUUCAUAAUAGAGAAGGAAAUAGCGAACACCUCCAUGUCCAUGCUGUUCUCCAUCAAUCCAGAGAACGGGAACCUUUACGCACUGAAGACGUUUGAUUAUGAGAUAGAGAAGGAGUUCCUUUUCCACAUCGAGGCCAGAGACUCUGGCGUUCCUCCGCUCAGCAGCAACGUGACCGUUCACAUCAUUAUAAUGGACCAGAACGACAACACACCGCUUAUAGUGUCUCCAUGGCGCGCGCACGGCUCAGUGGUGGAGGACAAAAUCCCGAGAUCCACCGAUAAAGGAACUCUGAUAGCCAAAGUGAUCGCUAUUGACACCGACUCGGUGCACAACUCUCGCAUCACCUACCAGUUUCUCCAGAACACUGAUGCUACAUUGUUCAGCUUGGACCAGUACAACGGAGAGAUCCGGACAAUGAGGAUGUUCAGCUACAGAGACUCGCGUCACCAGCGGCUGGUGGUGAUUGCCAAGGACAACGGAGAGCCCUCGCUCUCUGCUACAGUCACUAUCAAACUGUCCACGGUGGAGACCGCGCUGAAAACCUAUGCUGAUUUGACUGAAGUGCCUUUAGAGUAUGACAUCUUUUCAGACUUGAACCUGUAUCUGGUGAUCGGACUGGGCUCGGUGUCAUUUCUCUUACUGAUCACCAUAUUGGUGACCAUCGUGCUGAAGUGUCAGAAACCGAAGCCCAGCAAAGCAGCUCCUCCCUGCAGGAACAGUGUGAUCAGUGAGAGGAACUCCACCAUCGCCGAUUCCACGCUGGUGUCCAACGAUGCCUACUGGUACAGUUUGUUUCUAGCAGAGACGAGGAAAGGGAAGCUGGUAGUUAGGCAGCCUGUGCCAAAGGGGGCGAGAUACAUCGUGUCCAGUAUACCCAGGAGUACAGGCGUGACCGAGACUAGUGAUUCAGCUGCGUCCACUCUACAGGUAGGCAUCAAAUUUUCUAAUACUAUGGUCACUUUCAUGUUUGAUUUUUUUUAA